Messenger RNA from Hippopotamus amphibius kiboko, 942 nucleotides. Its product is annotated as olfactory receptor 10T2-like. Gene Ontology annotation, cellular component: membrane. Gene Ontology annotation, molecular function: olfactory receptor activity. The transcript has a single exon. The coding region runs from base 1 to 942 and encodes 313 amino acids. Gene Ontology annotation, biological process: G protein-coupled receptor signaling pathway. Lineage: Eukaryota; Metazoa; Chordata; Mammalia; Artiodactyla; Hippopotamidae. The record is from RefSeq and is a predicted model, not a curated record.
AUGGGCAAUCACACCACAGUGAGCACGUUCCUUCUCUGGGGAUUUUCCAGUUUCCCAGACCAGCAGAAUCUCCUUUUUGUGAUGGUUUUCUUCUCACAAGUGACCAUCCUAGCUGCAAAUGUGUCCAUAAUGGUGGCCAUCAAGCUCAAUCACAAUCUUCACAUCCCUAUGUACUUUUUCCUCCGUGGCUUGUCAUUUUCAGAAACCUGUACCACUAUGGUAAUCAUCCCCCGCAUGUUAGUGGACUUGCUAUCAAAAAGCAAGACCAUUUCUCUUCCUGAGUGUGCCACACAGAUGUUUUUCUUCUUUGGCUUGGGAGCCAACAACUGCUUCAACAUGACUGCCAUGUCCUAUGACCGUUACACGGCUAUUCACACCCCACUGCACUACACCAUCUUGAUGACCCAAAAGAUCUGCUUUCAGCUCAUGACAGCUUCUUGUGUCACUGGGAUUGUGGUGUCGCUGUGCAUUGUCCUCAUAGUAUUCAACUUGUCUUUCUGUGACUCCAGCACCAUCCAGCACUUUUUUUGUGACAUUACACCUGUAGUCUCCCUUGCCUGUGAUUACACAUUUUUUCAGAAAAUGGUUCUUCUUGCCUUCACUGCCUUUGUGUUGGUGGGGAGCUUUAUUUUCAUUAUGAUUUCCUAUGUCUUCAUUGGGUCCAUAGUUAUGAAGAUGCCUUCUGCCAAGGGGAGGUAUAAGGCCUUCUCAACUUGCUCCUCCCACCUCACUGUGGUGUGCAUACACUAUGGAUUUGCUGGCUUUGUCUAUUUGAGGCCCAAGGACAGUGACUCAUUCAAUGAAGAUAUGCUGAUGGCUGUGACAUAUACAGUGCUGACACCUCUGCUUAAUCCCAUUGUUUACAGCCUAAGAAACAAAGAAAUGCAAAUAGCCCUAAAAAAGGUACUAGGCAAUAUAUGUAGGUUUUCCCCUAGAUGGUAA